UUUUCACGGUAGACUGACUACGGUGCUCUAAAUCUCGGAGACAGCGUCGUAUUAAGAAAAGAGAGACCCUUUGUACUGUUACUGUUCAUUUUGGAGGGUUUGGCGCUUGGUGAAGUUAGGUUCAUACUUUCAUGCCUCGCAUCUUUCUGUAGGGAAUGUCAGUUAUUCACAUGGACUUCAAACUUACUCUCCACUUCCGACUACUCUCUGCUCCACUUCUACAUGGAGAGGAGAUCAAUGAUGAACAUCGUUGAGAGCUGUUGUCCUGGAAUUUUGUAACUGCAGUCGCUUCUUCAAAACCUGUGGAGCUCAUCCAAAGCCAAAGCACUAUGUCGUCCCCACUAUGGAGACCAGCAACUCUGUGUUGUCUGCUGUUUGCUUUGGCUUAUAUACAGUGCACAGAAGGGUUUAGCCGGGCAGCUCUGCCAUUCGGCUUAGUCAGGAGGGAGCUGUCAUGCGAGGGUUACCCCAUUGACCUCCGCUGUCCAGGAAGUGAUGUCAUAAUGAUCGAGAGCGCUAAUUACGGUCGAACAGAUGACAAGAUCUGUGACGCUGACCCUUUCCAGAUGGAGAACAUCAACUGCUACCUCCCCGAUGCUUUCAAAAUCAUGUCACAGAGGUGCAAUAAUAGAACACAGUGUAUUGUCAUUACUGGAUCAGAUGUCUUCCCUGACCCCUGUCCUGGAACGUACAAAUACCUUGAGGUCCAGUAUGAGUGUGUUCCCUACAUGGAGCAAAAAGUUUUUGUUUGUCCCGGAACUCUGAAAGCUGUUGGAGACCCUUCAUUUCUCUUUGAAGUGGAACAGCAAGCAGGGGCAUGGUGCAAAGAUCCUCUUCAAGCAGGCGACAAAGUUUACUUCAUGCCAUGGACCCCUUAUCGUACGGAUACGCUCAUCGAGUAUUCUUCGCUUGAUGACUUUCAAAACUCUCGUCAAACCACUACGUACAAGCUCCCUCACCGGGUCGAUGGUACUGGAUUUGUGGUCUAUGACGGAGCUGUGUUUUUCAACAAAGAGAGGACCCGCAACAUCGUAAAGUUCGAUCUGCGGACCAGAAUCAAAAGCGGCGAAGCGAUUAUCAACAAUGCUAACUAUCACGACACAUCGCCCUACAAGUGGGGUGGCAAAACGGACAUCGACCUGGCGGUGGACGAAAACGGUCUUUGGGUGAUCUACGCAACCGAACAGAACAAUGGCAUGAUGGUCAUCAGCCAGUUGAACCCUUACACGCUACGUUUUGAGGCGACAUGGGAAACGACUUACGACAAACGUUCUGCCUCCAACGCGUUUAUGAUUUGUGGAGUACUCUAUGUGGUGAGGUCCACUUACGAGGACAACGAAAGCGAAGUUAGCAAGAGCCUCAUCGAUUACAUCUACAACACCAAGCAGAAUCGCGGAGAGUACGUGGAUAUUCACUUCCCCAACCAGUACCAAUACAUUGCAGCUGUGGAAUACAAUCCCAGGGACAAUCAACUGUACGUGUGGAAUAAUUUUUACAUACUGAGAUAUAAUCUGGCGUUCGGACCGCCUGAUCCUGCACACGCUCCAACCAUCUCACAAGCGACUAUUGCUCCUCAGCCUCUGAAAACAACAACCACUACAACAACAACAGCUCAGCAGAAAGGUUUGGUAACUACCAUAACUACGGCGGGGACGAAAGCUGGCAACAAGCUUCCCAAAUCACCACCCGAAGUACCCGAGACUACAACCCCUCCGUCCCUCGACUCCUUCCCUCCCCCAGAGCGAUUCUGUGAGAGCGUUGAGAGAAGGGACAUACUGUGGCCCCAGACACAGAGGGGCAUGCUAGUGGAGCGGCCCUGUCCCAAGGGAACCCGCGGCACGGCUUCCUAUUUAUGUGUGCUUGCCACCGGAGCUUGGCAUCCAAAAGGGCCGGAUCUAAGCAACUGCACGUCCCACUGGGUCAAUCAAGUGGCCCAGAAGAUCCGGAGUGGGGAGAACGCGGCUAACCUCGCAAAUGAGCUGGCCAAGCAUACCAAAGGGCCCAUCUUCGCCGGCGAUGUCAGUUCCUCGAUGAGACUGAUGGAGCAGCUGGUGGAUAUUUUGGACGCUCAGCUGCAGGAGCUCAGACCCAGCGAGAAAGACUCUGCCGGCCGUAGUUUUAACAAGCUUCAGAAGCGAGAGAGGACUUGCAGGGCAUAUAUGAAGGCUAUCGUAGACACUGUCGACAACCUUUUGAGACCAGAGGCAUUGAAAUCCUGGCAAGAUAUGAACAUUACAGAGCAAACACAUGCGGCCACUAUGCUACUUGAUACCCUGGAGGAAGGAGCCUUUGUCCUUGCCGACAACUUAAUGGAGCCUGCAAUUGUCAAAGUCCCAGCAAAUAACAUUAUCCUGGAUGUUUAUGUGCUGAGUACAGAUGGUCAGGUGCAAGAUUUCAAAUUUCCACAGAGCAGCAAGGGCGGCAUUUCUAUCCAGCUGUCGGCUAAUACUGUCAAACUCAACAGUCGUAACGGUGUUGCUAAGCUGGUGUUUGCGCUUUAUAAGAACCUUGGCCAGUUCCUGAGCACGGAGAAUGCCACCAUCAAACUGGAGAACGAGGCAAACGGACGUAACCUGUCGGUGGCUGUGAAUUCAGACGUCAUUUCCGCCUCAAUCAACAAAGAGUCUAGUCGCGUAUUCAUAACCGAGCCGGUUAUUUUCACCCUGGAACACAUCGAUAUGCAGCACUACUUUAAUUCCAAUUGUUCUUUUUGGAACUACUCGGAGAGGAGCAUGAUGGGAUACUGGUCUACUCAGGGCUGUAAACUCCUCGAGUUCAAUAAAACUCAUACCACCUGUUCCUGUAGCCACCUGACCAACUUCGCUGUGCUUAUGGCUCAUCGAGAAAUAUUGGGCCAAGAUGGCGUCCACGAGCUGAUCUUAACGGUUAUCACCCGCGUUGGCAUCGUUGUCUCGCUGGUCUGCCUCGCUCUCAGCAUCUUUACCUUCUGUUUUUUCCGCGGUCUACAGAGCGACCGAAACACCAUCCACAAGAACCUGUGCAUAAGCCUCCUGAUUGCCGAGUUCAUUUUUCUAAUUGGUAUCGAUAUGACAGAACCCAGGAUUGGCUGUGCCAUUGUAGCUGGAAUUUUGCAUUACUUUUUCCUGGCUGCGUUUGCUUGGAUGUGUUUAGAAGGGGUUCAGCUCUAUCUAAUGUUGGUGGAGGUUUUUGAGAGCGAAUACUCACGGAAGAAGUACUAUUAUGUUUCUGGCUACCUUCUUCCCGCCAUUGUGGUUGGCGUCUCCGCUGCUGUGGAUUACAGGAGCUACGGGACAAAGAAGGCGUGUUGGUUAAGGGUGGACAAUCAUUUCAUUUGGAGCUUCAUAGGACCUGUUACCUUCAUCAUUAUGCUAAACCUCAUCUUCCUGAUUAUCACUAUGUAUAAAAUGGUGAAGCAUUCUACUUCACUGAAACCUGACUCCAGCAGAUUGGAAAAUAUCAAAUCCUGGGUCUUGGGAGCGUUCGCCCUUCUCUGCCUGCUGGGCUUGACGUGGUCUUUCGGUCUGUUCUUCAUCAGGGAUUCUUCAGUGGUGAUGGCUUAUCUCUUCACCAUCUUCAAUGCCUUCCAAGGGAUGUUUAUAUUCAUAUUCUACUGCCUCCUACAGAAGAAAGUACGAAGAGAGUACAGCAAAUGCUUCCGUCAUACGUACUGCUGCGGAGGAUUGCCAACAGAAAGCUCUCACAGCUCAACAAAGACGGCAACCACAAGGACAAGCGCUCGAUAUUCCUCAGGCACCCAGAGCCGAAUUAGGAGAAUGUGGAAUGACACUGUACGAAAGCAGUCUGAAUCCUCUUUUAUCUCAGGUGACAUCAACAGCACAUCUACCCUUAACCAAGGUAUGACGGGCAAUUACCUACUAACAAACCCUCUUCUUCGACCACAAGGCACUAACAACCCAUAUAAUACCUUACUGGCUGAAACAGUCGUAUGUAACACUCCUACAGCUCCAGUGUUUAACUCACCAGUGACCUACAGAGAGACAAGACACUCAAUGAACAAUGCCAGGGACACAUGUGCAAUGGAUACUCUACCGCUAAAUGGUAACUUCAACAAUAGCUACUCGCUUCGAAACGGGGACUAUGGAGACAGUGUGCAGGUGGUUGACUGUGGACUAAGCUUGGACGAUGCCGCCUUUGAGAAAAUGAUCAUCUCGGAGCUGGUGCACAGCAACCUCAGGGCUUGUAACAGAGACCACAACAUGGAGCAAAUCACUACCAAAGGAGCCGUCGGCGGCGGCGGCGGCGGCGGCGGCAGCAGCAGCGAAGACGACGCCAUCGUGGCCGACGCCUCGUCUUUGGUGCACGGAGACGGCGCGGCCCUGGAGCUUCACCACCGAGAACUGGAAGCUCCGCUCAUUCCCCAGCGGACUCAUUCGCUCCUGUACCCUCCUCCGCAGGAGAGAGUGAAGACCGGAGGAACUCCUAGCUACGUCUCGCAGCUAACGCCCGAGGCGGAGGACCACCUGCAGUCCCCGAACCGAGACUCUUUGUACACUAGUAUGCCAAAUUUGAGGGACUCGCCUUGCCCCGAGAGCAGCCCAGACGUGGAAAAGGAUCUCUCUCCCUCGAAAGAGAGCGAAAACGAAGAUGUUUAUUACAAAAGCAUGCCGAACUUGGGAGCUGGCCAUCAGCUUCAAGCUUACUAUCAGAUAAACAAAGGCACCAGUGACGGUUACAUAAUCCCCAUUGCUCAAGAGGGUUGUAUUCCUGAGGGGGGUGUAAGGGAGGGUCAAAUGCAGCUGGUGACUAGUCUUUAAAAAAAAAAAAAAAAAAAUCUGUUUUAACAAUCAAGCAGCUCCUUUACCUGGAGGCUACAUGUAAUUACGGACAUCAGGAAAGCCGUCUGACCGAAACUCGAAUUUCACUAUUCCGAUUUCUUUUCCUUUCACACCCUCCUCCGCUGUCAUCUUCUCACGAUGAACAGACUGGAACACGUUUUUUGGGAUCGUAACGUUGGCGGAACCCUGACUGUAAAUACGAUGGGGG
Molecule: messenger RNA, 4986 nt
Organism: Chanos chanos (milkfish)
Lineage: Eukaryota; Metazoa; Chordata; Actinopteri; Gonorynchiformes; Chanidae
Gene: adgrl2a
Product: adhesion G protein-coupled receptor L2a
Exons: 24
Coding region: 330-4757 (1475 amino acids)
Biological process (GO): cell surface receptor signaling pathway; adenylate cyclase-activating G protein-coupled receptor signaling pathway
Cellular component (GO): plasma membrane
Molecular function (GO): carbohydrate binding; G protein-coupled receptor activity
Source: RefSeq, a predicted model, not a curated record